CUGGCUCGACAGCGGGCAUCGGGUCACCAGGUAUGACAGCGGGCACUGGGUCACCAGGCAUCAGGUCAUUUGGCUCGCCAGCGGGCACCGCGUCAUCUGGCAAGGCAGUGGGCACCGAGUCACCAGGUACGACAGCGGGCUCUGAGUCAAUUGGCACGACAGCGGGCACUGCGUCAUCUGGCAAGGCAGUGGGCUCCGAGUCAACUGGUAUGACCGCGGGCACUGGGUCAGACAUUGGAUCGUCUGGCUGGACAGCGGGCAUCGGGUCACCAGGCAUCAGGCUGAGUAGAAGGCAUCAGGCUGAAGAGAGGCAUCAGGCUGAAGAGAGGCAUCAGGCUGAAGAGAGGCACCAGGCUGAACCACGGAAGGCAGGUUCUCAGACGGCAGGAUCACUGGGUUAAAGGCAGGAUAGGUGCAGCGAGUGGGAACAGG
Molecule: messenger RNA, 432 nt
Organism: Staurois parvus
Lineage: Eukaryota; Metazoa; Chordata; Amphibia; Anura; Ranidae
Source: the annotation of a GenBank genome assembly